Molecule: messenger RNA, 669 nt
Organism: Drepanopeziza brunnea f. sp. 'multigermtubi' MB_m1
Lineage: Eukaryota; Fungi; Ascomycota; Leotiomycetes; Helotiales; Drepanopezizaceae
Source: RefSeq, a predicted model, not a curated record
AUGGCUACCGCGAUGGUCGCUGUGCAGUCCGAAGACAUCGCCCACGAACCCCCCACACUCGGCUUGAACGGCUCAAUUGCCAAUCAAGCUGGUGUCUCUCCCCUGAACACCACGAACAAGAGCCUCCUUGUCGUCUCUCCAUACCAUGAAGAGGCUCACUUACUUGAUCUCGCCACCUUGAACACCCCAAAUCAACUCCUCGCGAAGGCUCUCGUCAACUUGGAGUUCAUCCGAGACGACCACCGCACUGCUGCGUACGCCGAGUCCUUCAACUGGUCCGAGAUUAUCGAUUCCGUGCGUCAAUUGGCUGAGCAGUCCGACUUCGAGUGGAAGAGAACCGACUUCUACAUUGUCGCGUUCAGAUCCCAAAUCCCGCCCACCACCGACUAUUCUCACUUGGGUGAUCUCGACAAAAAUGCGCAUGCGGAGGCGACAGCUAGCGGAGGGUUUUUGAAGUAUAAGUUCUCGACCCCCGAUGCCGAGGGCAGAAACCUCGCGACUUGCGUGUGGCGCAGUUUGCAUGAUGCGCGGAUUGGAAGUGUCGGCCCGCUCCAUCGAACUGCUUCAAUGGCUGCUGUAAAAUUGUACACGAGCUGGGAGAUCGAACGCCUGAGACUCAUCAUCCAUGACAAUGUGAAGUCAUGGGAGCUAGUGGACUGGGUGAACUGA